Molecule: messenger RNA, 1700 nt
Organism: Nicrophorus vespilloides
Lineage: Eukaryota; Metazoa; Arthropoda; Insecta; Coleoptera; Silphidae
Product: sensory neuron membrane protein 2-like
Exons: 9
Coding region: 1-1656 (551 amino acids)
Cellular component (GO): membrane; cytoplasm
Molecular function (GO): scavenger receptor activity
Source: RefSeq, a predicted model, not a curated record
AUGUACAAGAACUGUCCUCUGAUCACGUCCGGCACGGGUUUUCUGAUCGUUGCAUUGGGCGCGAUCUGCGCCUGGUACGUCUUUCCCAAACUGGUUGAGCAUCAACUCCAUCAGAACAUAGAUUUGGUGGAUGGAACGCAGUCGUACGAUUAUUGGAAGAAACAGCCGUUUCCUCUGAAGUUCAAGAUCAUCUUCUUCAACGUGACCAAUGCCGCUGAAGUUCAGAACGGAGCCAAACCUAUCCUCAAAGAGAUUGGUCCAUACGUUUACGAUCAGUACCGAGAACGCGUGGAUAUCAGCGUCGACGAAACGCGCGAUGUCCUCAAGUACGUCCUCAAGAAGACGUUCUUGUUCAACAAACAGGACAGCGGUUGCCAUGACAUCGAUGACACCGUGACAAUACUGAACGCCGCUCUAGUUGGAACGGCGCUUCAGGUGGAAAUCCUAUUUCCAUCCGCGCUGCCCGCAAUUAGCGAAGCUAUUCCCUAUCUGUUCCCUGGAACCAAGGACAUAUUCUUGACUGCCAAAGUUAAGGAUAUCCUGUUCGAUGGCAUACGGCUGUACUGUCAGGACGACGAAGUCGAAUUCGUUUGCGGAGCGAUGAAGGGCACCCUUCCCAAAACGAUCAAGGUGGCGGAAAACGGAAAGGACUUCCUGUUUUCGAUGUUCGGACAUCUAAACGGAACGGACGAUGGUCCUUGGGAGAUGGGCAGGGGAUUGAAGAACACCACCAAAGGACAAAUAUACAGUUACGAGGGGCAGACGAAGAUGGAUAUAUGGGGAAACGAGUACUGCAAUCAGAUCAAUGGUAGCGAUUCCACAGUCUUUCCACCUUAUUUCAACCUUCUCAAACCAAUGAGAGUGUACACCUUCGCACAGGACUUUUGCAGGUCCUUGUACGCGAGCUACGAAAAGGAGGGUGAGGAGUUCGGUAUAAAGACUCUACGGUAUUCGAGCAAAAUAUCCUCGUUGGACAGGAACCCCAAUAACCGGUGUUUUUGUCCACGUGGUAAUGAUGAAGAUGGUAACGAGGUGGUGCAGUGCCCGAUCAGCGGAUUAGCCGACGUCACGCCAUGCAUGAAAGCACCGUUGCUCAUCUCCUAUCCGCACUUCUAUCUGGCGGACAGGAGUCUCUUGGACUUUGUCACCGGUUUGGACCCUAAGAAGGAGCUCCACGAGAACUACGCCAACAUCGAGCCACUUACAGGAACACCUGUAUCAGGUAGGAAACGCAUCCAGAUGAACAUGCAGAUUAAACGACUAGAGGGUUUCGAACUGCUCGAGAAUGUCAGCGCUGGGGUUUUUCCUAUUUUGUGGAUCGAAGAGGGCGCUACGCUUCCAGUCGAAUUCGCCGAUAUCCUCGUCAGCAACAUGGCUAAGAUUAGCUCGCUAGACGUGGUAAAAUGGGUGUUGAUCGUGAGCGGCAUUCUGCUCAUGUUGCUCGGCUUCCUUCUUCUGAUGAAGAAGGAAGGUCUUCUGUGUUUCGGUAACAGCGCAACGGUCGACAUCACCGAGAUGCCGAAGGAGUUGCGAGAUCUGGGGCACGGUUACGAAACCAACCCGGGUCUUUACCCGCAACUGGACAAUAGGAACUUGAACAAUCCGUUUACCAGGAAGAGACACAACGACACCUGGACCAACAACAUCAUAAUGUGAGAUGCUGAAGGCGAAGAGGACGAGGAGGAGGAGAAGAUUAGAAA